AUGGCUCUGCCGGCUGCCAAGGCGGCGCCGGCGACGCCUUUCUCGUCGCAGCCGCACGGCGGAGGCGUCCUCCUCCGGCGACCUUCGUCACCGCCGCCGCCCGCCGCGGCGCUGCGCCUCGGACCCCUCUUCUGGCCGUGGCAAAAGGUGAAAGUUGGGCCCCUUUCGGUUUCCCCCAUGGGUUUUGGAACAUGGGCAUGGGGCAACCAGCUGCUCUGGGGCUACCAGGAAAGCAUGGAUAGUGAACUGCAGGAGUGUUUCAAUUUGGCUCUGAAGAAUGGCAUAAACCUUUUCGACACCGCCGACUCUUAUGGAACUGGGAAGUUGAAUGGCCAAAGCGAAAGGCUACUCGGCAAAUUUAUCCGCGAGUGCCAAGGGCCAAUAAAGUCUCCAGAUGAUGUGAUUAUCGCAACUAAGUUUGCCGCAUAUCCUUGGCGACUGACGUCAGGCCAGUUUGUCAACGCCUGCAAGUCAUCAUUAGAAAGGUUACAGAUCGAUCGGCUCGGAAUAGGGCAGCUGCAUUGGUCUACUGCUAACUACGCACCUCUGCAGGAGCGCGCUCUCUGGGACGGUCUAGUUGAAAUGUAUGACAAGGGUCUUGUCCGGGCCGUGGGUGUGAGCAAUUACGGGCCGAAGCAGCUUCUGAAGAUCCACAGCUACCUAGCAUCCAGAGGUGUUCCCCUGAGCUCAGCUCAGGUGCAGUUCUCUCUGCUGAGCAUGGGCGAUGAGCAGAUGGAGCUGAAAACCGUGUGCGAUUCCCUGGGUGUUCGGCUAAUCGCUUAUAGCCCUCUUGGGUUGGGCAUGCUCACCGGGAAAUAUGACGCCUCUAACCUUCCAAAUGGGCCAAGAUCUGUGUUGUUCCGGCAGAUUCUUCCUGGGCUGGAAUCCCUGCUGUCUUGCUUGAAGAGUAUUGCCGACCGAAAGGGCAAGACCAUGUCCCAGGUGGCUAUAAACUGGUGCAUUUGCAACGGCGCAAUUCCGAUUCCGGGCGUGAAAACAGUCAGACAUGUGGAGGACAACCUGGGUGCGCUCGGCUGGAGGCUGAGCCCUGAUGAGAUCUCAGAGCUGGAAGCCGCGGCGAUGGAGUGCCCGAAGAAGAUGGUUCAGAACAUAUUUCAGACCGCGUGA
This is a messenger RNA of Triticum turgidum subsp. durum (durum wheat), 1128 nucleotides long. The record is from the annotation of a GenBank genome assembly. NCBI's taxonomy places the organism in Eukaryota, Viridiplantae, Streptophyta, Magnoliopsida, Poales, Poaceae.